UAGGUGGCGGUGUAUGCACUUGUCAGUCAAUUGCGAUUCGCCAAUACAUUUUAAGAUGAUGAUGAUGAAGAAGAAAGGCAACGCAACUACUGUAGUACGUUUUGAGUUGGCCUGCCUGCUUGCUAUAUCCUGGAAACUUUUUUUUUUAUUGCUAUAUAUAAGACACAGGCUACAUUGUAGCCAAUAUGUUUCUGUCCGUAGAGUGGCCAGUUUAGAUUGUUGUAGCAUAUAUUUUUGCCGUGAAACCAUAUUCAACUACAUUUAAAGACGUUGGAUGUUUUUUUUAAUUGUUUGACUUUACAUAAGGCGUCUGAAAAAAAUGAAAGUGUCUUUCGUCGUGUGUGUGCUGAGCACCAUGGUAGUUUCUUGUUCGGGAGAAAAUAGUCGCUUCGAGAAGUCAUUCAACUCUUCCCCGGGAAUGAUGCAAGUCCUCCGGGAGACGCUCACGGAUUUGUCCGAGGAGGCGCACGGUUACCUGGUCCACCUUGUCGGGGCGCGGUCCGUUGAAACUGCACAGAAGUGUUUCUUUCAGGGACUCAAGUAUCUGGCUGAGGCAGCGGCCAGUGGAGUGAAUGUGGUUAUGAAGUACCUCGCCCAGUUCCUGAUGGCAGCAGGAGUUGAUGUUGAAAUGCCUGUUAACAGUAUCACCCCAGAUGCUGUGGUCUAUAUCAGUCAGUGGCUUCUGCUGGCUCUCAUUGGCUACUGGCUGCUGUCCCUGGCCUUCCGAUUGGUGGCGUCCACUCUGAGGCGGGUCCUGUGGCUACUGAAGCUGGGUGUGGUUUUAGGACUGUUUUGCCUGAUUCUAAGUGACCGCAGUGCUGGAACAGAGACUACGGCGCUGCGAUUGGCCGGCCUGGUGAGCGUCUGCGUCCUAUUGGGUAUCGGGCAUUCUGGCACCGGAGGCGACAAAACCUACCUGGAGGAUCAAGUGAGGGUGCUAGAGAGACGAGUGAGAGAAAUGGAGAGGAGGAAAGAGAAGUGAGGGGUGGAUGGAUGGGAACUGAAAGGCCUUGUUUUGUACAUUAAUCUAGGUCUAGGAUUGUAACGAGGACGUUGUACAUAAAGUUUUGUUUAAAAAAAAAAAAAAGCACUUUGCCUUUUUCAUAAAGAUCUUAGUUAAUUUGUGUGUGAAACAGAAUUGACAGCAAAUAUGAUUGGCUUGUUUUAAAGGAAGCAGACGGACAGAGUAUGGUGUUUUCUGUUUAUUGAGGUGGAUAUAUGCAUGUCGUACAGACUAUUCUACUAUAAAUGCUUUUGAUAUACGUAGAAUAGAAACACACUAAACAUUCCAUAAGGUCUAACGAUAUGGCAUUGGAAAUUUUGUCUACACUGAUCACCUUUCAUUUUACAUUUACAUUUUACCAGACGCUCUUAUCCAGAGCGACUUACAGUAGUGAGUGCAUACAUUUCAUUUCAUGCAUUUUUUUUUUUUUUGUAUUUUUUUUUUUGUACUGGCCCCCCGUGGGAAUCGAAACCACAACCCUGGCGUUGCGCACACACACGAUGCUGGUGUUGCAAACACCAUGCUGUACCAACUGAGCCACAGGGAAGCCUGAGCCACUCCUUUCCAGUUACGGCAGCAUACAACACAAACAACUUCUCAAAUAAAACAAACGGAUACAUACUUCCUAUUAAACUACA
Molecule: messenger RNA, 1641 nt
Organism: Salmo salar (Atlantic salmon)
Lineage: Eukaryota; Metazoa; Chordata; Actinopteri; Salmoniformes; Salmonidae
Product: voltage-gated monoatomic cation channel TMEM109
Biological process (GO): cellular response to gamma radiation; intrinsic apoptotic signaling pathway in response to DNA damage by p53 class mediator
Source: RefSeq, a predicted model, not a curated record